This is a messenger RNA of Cottoperca gobio, 1797 nucleotides long. It is a transcript of the gene c8a, whose product is annotated as complement component 8, alpha polypeptide. The transcript is spliced from 11 exons. Gene Ontology annotation, molecular function: protein binding. The record is from RefSeq and is a predicted model, not a curated record. Gene Ontology annotation, cellular component: membrane attack complex. Bases 1 to 1797 code for a protein of 598 amino acids. NCBI's taxonomy places the organism in Eukaryota, Metazoa, Chordata, Actinopteri, Perciformes, Bovichtidae. Gene Ontology annotation, biological process: complement activation.
AUGGAGACAUUUAUUAAUUUACUCUUGACUUCAUGCACGUUGCAUCUCGUUGUCAAUUUUUGCCCAGUUGUGAAUGCAUCCAGGAGGCCAUGGACAACUGCUGAUAAAAGUUGGGCUGGGACGAGGAGGGCCAGAGCUGUAAACACACCGAUACCCAUCAACUGUAAGCUUGGGAGCUGGUCAUCUUGGACUCCUUGUAACUCCUGCACAGACAAAAUGAUCCGUUUCAGAUACAUAGAGAAGCCCUCACAGUUUGGUGGCACAGAGUGCCUUGAGACACUGUGGGAGAAGCUGGCAUGUCCAACAGUUACAACCCAGUGUCUGGUGACAGAUUACUGUGGAGAGAGCUUCACCUGCAAAGAAACAGGGCGCUGCAUUAGCCAGUCCCUUCGCUGUAAUGGGGAGUCAGACUGUGAGGAUUUUUCUGACGAAGAUGGCUGUGAAGACUUCAGCCGGCGAGAUGACAAGUGUUCCACCAUACUACCGAUCCCUGGUGCUGAACGUGGCACUCAGGGCUACAACGUCUUGACUGGAGGCUUUGUGGAUCAUGUACUUGACCCAAAAUACUUUGGAGGAAAGUGUGAAUAUGUCUAUAAUGGUGAAUGGAGGAAAUUCAUCUAUGACGCAUUCUGUGAGAACCUGCACUACAAUGAAGAUGAGAAGAAUUACAGGAAACCUUACAACUACCAUACCUACCGUUUUGUGGCUCAAGCUACAUCAGAAGGCUCUCAGGAAUACUAUGAAGAUAUGGUAAGCCUGCUGAAAGCAAGGAAAACUAUGGAUUCUUCUAAUAGCGGCGUCUCAGUUGGGAUCUAUUAUGUGGAAGUGGGACUGACCGCAAGUGUCGAAUCUGAGUUUCUCAAGAACAUAACGCAACAUAAAAGCCAGGACCUAGGGUUUGUCAGGCUUUGGACGAAAGUGCAAACAGCCCACUUCAAAAUGAGAAGUAAUAAGUUGAUGCUUCAUGAAGAUUUCUACGUCUCACUCAUGGAGCUCCCAGAGCAGUAUGACUUUGGGAUGUACUCCCGCUUCUUCAGCACAUUUGGCACCCACUAUGUCACAGAGGGAGCUAUGGGAGGAACCCUCGAAUAUGUUGUAGUCGUCAACAAAACGUCUAUGGCAGAAUCAAACAUUGAGGGUAAACAAGCUGGGAGAUGCUUUGGUGCCUCUAUUGGUUUAAGCUAUCCUCUCAGCAGCUAUGAUUCAGUACAACUCAAAGUGGGUGGGAAUUCAUGCACUAAAAAAGGAUCAUAUAGUAAAGGCAAGGACUCCAAUUCAGCUAUGAUUGAGGACAUUGUUACUCUAGUGAAGGGGGGAGUCACAUACAGCAGCAGUGGCCUGUUGGCUAUCAGGAACCCUGACACCUACAGGAACUGGGGAGCGUCCCUUAAAUACAACCCAACACUCAUCGAAUAUGAGACCAUGCCAAUUUAUGAGCUAGUGCGCCUCAGCACAGCCGCUGACCAUGUAGGUGCGAGACUGGCCAACUUGGAGAGGGGCUGGGAUGAGUAUCUGCAGCAGUUUGACUCGUGUCGCUGCGCCCCCUGCAGGCACAACGGCAUCCCUGUCCUCACGGGUACCUCCUGUAACUGCAUCUGUAAGUCAGGCUACCAUGGAACGGCCUGUGAAGAGACUCUGAGGGGAGAUACCAAGACAGAUGGGUCAUGGUCAUGCUGGGGGCCCUGGUCAUCCUGUGCAUCAGGGAGGAAGACUCGGACAAGAACCUGUGAUAACCCUGUACCUGAUGGGGGCGGAACAACCUGCCUGGGCUCCCCCUCUCAGACUCAACGCUGUUAA